Messenger RNA from Syzygium oleosum, 1251 nucleotides. Its product is annotated as flavonol synthase 1-like. Lineage: Eukaryota; Viridiplantae; Streptophyta; Magnoliopsida; Myrtales; Myrtaceae. The transcript has 3 exons. The coding region runs from base 180 to 1181 and encodes 333 amino acids. The record is from RefSeq and is a predicted model, not a curated record.
CGCUCUUAAUAAUGAGUGACUCUGACGUAGAUAUUGAAUACACCUAAUAUUUUCUUCUCAUUAAUACCGAGUACUGUAGUAAUUGAAACCAAACAGUAGCUGCCCAUCGAGUACUAGUAAUUGAAACCGAACAGUAACUGCCCAUCGAAAGUUCAAACCCAAAAAGAAGAAGAAAACCUAUGGAAGUGGAGAGAGUUCAGGCAUUGGCGACAGUUGGCCUCGACGCGCUUCCGGCCCAGUUCGUCCGGCCCUCCCACGAGCGGCCGGAGAACAGCCGGGCCAUCGAGGGCGUUACCGUGCCGGUGAUCUCGUUAUCCCAGCCCCACCACGCUCUCGUCUGUGAAAUCCACAAGGCGUGCCGCGAGUGGGGAUCCUUCCUCGUGACCGACCAUGGGAUACCACCGGAGCUGGUCAGGCGGCUGCAGGAGGUGGGCCGUGAGUUCUUCAGACUCCCACAAGAGGAGAAGGAGAAGUACGCAAAUGACCCCUCAAGAGGAAAUUUUGAAGGGUAUGGGACAAAGAUGACCAAGAACCAUGAUGAAAAGGUCGAGUGGGUGGAUUACUUCUUCCACCUCAUGCAUCCACCUUGCAAGGUCAGGCAUGAAAUUUGGCCUCAACACCCACCAUCUUACAGGGAAGUGACUGAAAAAUACAACAAGGAGAUACUGAGAGUGACAGAGGUGCUGCUGGAGCUGAUCUCCGAGGGUCUAGGAUUGGAGAAAAAUGUCCUCAAGGCAAGUUUGGGAGGCGACCAAAUGGAGCUAGAGAUGAAAAUAAAUUUGUACCCACCCUGCCCACAACCUCAACUGGCCCUCGGCGUCGAGCCUCACACCGACAUGUCAGCGCUCACCAUACUGGUCCCGAAUGAAGUUCCGGGUCUUCAGGCUUGGAAAGAUGGCUACUGGUAUGCCGUAGAUUACCUGCCCAAUGCGCUUUUCUUCCACGUUGGCGAUCAAAUUGAGGUUCUAAGCAAUGGGAAGUACAAAAGUGUUCUUCAUAGGAGCUUGGUGAACAAGGAAAAGACGCGGAUGUCAUGGGCAGUGUUUUGUGCCCACCCCCCCCCGCAGGAGGUGCUGAUUGGGCCUCUCCCCGGGCUUAUCAACGACCAGAACCCAGCAAAGUACUCAACCAAAACGUAUGCCGAGUUUCGGUACCGCAAAUUCAACAAGGUCCCGCGAUAGUUUUCUACUCUAGGAUCCACGAACCUGAUAUCACAACUUCAUUUCCUCUGUUGUUUCAACUGUAACUCAU